Messenger RNA from Aspergillus clavatus NRRL 1, 639 nucleotides. RefSeq names its product mitochondrial 54S ribosomal protein bL28m. The coding region runs from base 1 to 639 and encodes 212 amino acids. Gene Ontology annotation, molecular function: structural constituent of ribosome. The transcript has a single exon. The record is from RefSeq and is a predicted model, not a curated record. NCBI's taxonomy places the organism in Eukaryota, Fungi, Ascomycota, Eurotiomycetes, Eurotiales, Aspergillaceae. Gene Ontology annotation, cellular component: mitochondrial large ribosomal subunit.
AUGGCAGGACUCCAAAGUCGCUCCGCCAUGACCCUCCCCUGCACCCUCUCCGCGGCUUUUCGCAAUCUCUCGUUAGCGAUCCCCAAACGCUCGUUUUCUACGACACCGGCCACGCAGAAGAUCAAAAAAUUACCGGAUUAUAUUCCUCCUUAUCCUUAUGGACCCAACUACAUUUUCAAACAAUCGAAUACCGGUCUGUACGGUGGUGCCAUGAUCCAGUUUGGAAACAAGAUCUCAAAGGGUCGGAACGAGGGUAAAACUCGGCGGUCCUGGAAGCCAAACGUUAGACGGAAGAAGCUCUGGAGCGAAGCUCUCGGAGAAUUUCUCUUUAUCAAAGUCACGCGUAAGGCUUUGCGAACAAUCUGGAAAUCUGGCGGUCUCGACAACUACCUUUUGGAUGAUCGGCCCGGCCGCAUCAAGGAGCUCGGCAUGUUCGGCUGGGAGUUGAGAUGGAAAGUGAUGCAGACACCAAAGAUCCAGGAGCAGUUCAGGGAAGAGAGGAAACGUCUAGGUCUUCCCGAACCACCCUCGUUCGAGGAGUGGGUGCAGCAAAAAGAGGCGGAGAUCAAAGCCAAGGUGGAGGAGGAGACCAAUAUUAAAGAGGCUACGAAACCAAUAUACAACGAGAAAUUGUACUAG